This is a messenger RNA of Vicia villosa (hairy vetch), 2767 nucleotides long. RefSeq names its product TORTIFOLIA1-like protein 4. The transcript is spliced from 5 exons. Gene Ontology annotation, molecular function: microtubule binding. Lineage: Eukaryota; Viridiplantae; Streptophyta; Magnoliopsida; Fabales; Fabaceae. Bases 214 to 2265 code for a protein of 683 amino acids. The record is from RefSeq and is a predicted model, not a curated record. Gene Ontology annotation, cellular component: microtubule.
CCCAGAGCUUUCACUACAUUGGUAUAAAAACCGUAUUGAUAACGAUACUCCUUUACAAGAACCAAACAAACUCCUCCAAACUCUGCCGCCAAAUCCCUCUCAACACACCGUUUAAGCACUUCAGCUUCCUUCACCACCGGUGUUCCUCUUCUCGAAUGCCGAGUCACUGACUCAGACUCACUCGUUACGUUAUUACCAAACAAAAAGACGACAAUGUCCUCAAGACGCCACUCGCUGAGUGGUCCUCCUCCUCAACUCAGUGGUACCGCUUCGACUCACGAGCUCCGGCAACGAGUCAUUACCUGUCUCAACAAACUCUCCGACCGAGAUACUCUCGCCGGUGCUAGUUUGGAGCUUGAAUCCAUUGCCAGAACCCUAAGUCAUGACUCGUUUUCAUCUUUUCUCUCUUGCAUUCACAACACCGAUUCGUCGUCUAAAUCUCCGGUUCGUAAACAAUGUGUUAACCUUUUGAGCCUUCUCUCGCGUUUCCAUGGAGACGCUCUCUCUCCUUUUAUCUCGAAGAUGAUUGCUACUGUUCUCCGUCGUCUGAGAGAUCCAGACUCGGUUGUACGAUCCGCUUGCGUCGACGCUGUUGCUGAGAUGUCGUCGCGCAUAACUCGGCCUUCGUUCUCUGUCGCGUUCCUGAGGCCGUUUAUGGAUGCAUUAGCGCUGGAGCAGGACGUGAAUGUGCAGAUCGGCGCCUCACUGUGCCUUGCCGCGGCUAUUGAUGCGGCGCCGGAGCCGGAUGUUGAGUCGCUCCGGAGGACUACGCUUCCGAGGUUAGGGAAGCUUCUGAAGACUGACUCGUGUAAGGCGAAGGCGCCGUUGUUGGUGCUGAUCGGAAGCGUUGUCUCCGUCGGCGGUGCUUCGAGUCGUGGAGUAAUGAAUUGGUUAGUUCCUUGCGUUGUUGAGUUUCUCGGAAGUGAGGAUUGGAAUGUGAGAAAAGCCUCUGUGGAAGUGUUGGGGAAAGUAGCUUCAGUGGAGAAAGAUUUGGCUUCGCAGCAUAAAGUUCUGUGUUUAGAUUCGUUGCAAAAUAAACGGUUUGAUAAGGUCAAAGUUGUUCGAGAGACUAUGAAUCUGGCAUUGGAUAUGUGGAAGGAAGUAAAAGAUGUGUCUGAAAAUGCUCCUACUCCGGUUAAGUCUCCAUGUGUUUCAGUUGGCACAGAAGAUGGUAAAGGUCUGUAUGCUGCCAAAAGUUCACCCUCUGUUGGCUCUAAAUUGUCCCAACUAAAUAAAAUGGUCCCUUCAAAAAGGUCACCUCCAUCUACAGUUUCAUUUAAAUCGUCUGGCAAAAGAGAGAUUCCUAUAAAGGGUAAUGAUAAGUAUUCAAGGAUGGGGGCGUUGCGCCAGCAAGAUCACGAAAAGUUAUCUGUUGAAAACCUUCAAACUCCAAUAUCAAAGUCCUCCCAUUCAAACAUGACCAAGGAAGAAGAUAUUAAAAGGUGUGAUUUUGAAUCUUCUAAGUCACCCACGUAUCAGAAUGUGACAAAUUCGAAGGCGGAUGUAAAGCAGGUUUUCCUUAACAAGAUGUCAGAUGAGAAAGUGCGGAAGAUUGGUGGUUCAAAUUCUCGCGUAGUUCCAUGUGAUGAUGAUGACGAUCUCAACACAGUUGUUACUGUCAAUAAUGUAAAUGAAGUUUGUGAGAGCCCACAAGAUGUUGAGGAUUUGUCUUUGAUACGCGAACAACUUUUACAAAUUGAAAACCAGCAAUCAAAUCUGUUAGACCUCCUCCAGAGAUUUAUUGGAACCUCCCAAACUGGGAUGAAUUCUCUGGAGACACGUGUACAUGGUCUAGAGAUGGCAUUGGAUGAAAUAUCAUAUGAUUUGGCAGUAUCAAGUGGCAGGAUUCCCAACACUGAUGCCAUAGAAGACAUGUGUUGCAAGCUACCUGGCACUGACUUUCUGAGUUCUAAAUUCUGGAAGAAGACAGAAGGUCGGUAUUCGACGACGUCAAGGCUCUCUUUUGGAAGCUCAGCACCAAUAAAUAAUGUGCAUAAUGCAACUGAUAGAAAUGGAAGCAAAGAAAUAUUAACUACAAAUAGCAAAAGAUUUCAGCAUCGUAGAGAUGAGGGUGGAUAUCUUGUGAACCCAUUGCCAGAAAUUCAAAGCGAUUUGAAUGGUCAUUCAGGGCAACUUUCGUAUAAAAUCUCUAAAAACUUUGUUCAAGAUGCUGGGAGUGCACAAGGUAACAGUUUCCGCAGAUUUGAUGGCAUUUCAUCAACUAGGGAAAUACUGAGGAACCAGAAUAUCAGAUCAUCCGCGUAGAGAAGACGGAUUGCAGCAAGAUUCACAGACUACAGACCACUAAUUUGCUGAAAUCACUCUCCUUGCUUGUUGGUUUAGGUUGCAGUGCACAAGAUGUAUUACAGAUUUCUUCUUGUGUAAGCUUGUAGAAAUAUGAUGCAGACGUAGAAAUUUUCUUGACAUGUAUCUUAAUUAGAUUAUUAUAUUAUGUAUUUGACAGUAGAUAGAAAAAAAAAGUGAUUAUUCCGUAGGAUGCAUGGGUGAAGUAUGUUUUGGUGGUUUGGCGGAAUAUAAAAAAUUAGCAUUGUAAAUAUGUUUAGCUGGUCAAAGGUUGUAGAGCAAUUGGUGUCUUGGGAUAUGAGUUCCAAUUUGCAAUUCUCUAUUAGUCAGUAUUUAGUGUGUUCUGUGGUUAAACUCGGAAAAACUUUUUUUAAAAAAAAGUAUUAGUAGAAAGAUACACAUAAAUAAAACUUAACUUUUAAGAGUAUCUGCAUAUUAUGCAACAAAAACAUUUAUUUUAAGC